Messenger RNA from Lethenteron reissneri (Far Eastern brook lamprey), 2268 nucleotides. RefSeq names its product WD repeat domain 83 (gene WDR83). The record is from RefSeq and is a predicted model, not a curated record. Lineage: Eukaryota; Metazoa; Chordata; Hyperoartia; Petromyzontiformes; Petromyzontidae. Gene Ontology annotation, cellular component: catalytic step 2 spliceosome. Gene Ontology annotation, biological process: mRNA splicing, via spliceosome. Gene Ontology annotation, molecular function: protein binding.
GCAUCCAGUCACAAGAGCUGCGUGUGUGGGGAGAGAUUGGAUCAGUGGCGCAUUGGGUUAUCGCACUGCACUACGAAUCCAGCGAGCCGAGUUGAGAUUCCCUGCCACAGAUAACAUCAAUGCCCAGCCCACCCCAGCCCAGCCCAUGGCGUUCCCUCUGCCCCGUCCGCGGCCCCCGGAGUUGCCGUCGCACCGCGCGCGGAGUCUGGCGUGCGGGCAGGGCGCCGUGCGGGCCGUGCGCUUCAACGUGGAUGGGAACUACUGUCUGACGUGCGGCAGUGACAAAUCCCUGAAGCUAUGGAACCCGGAGACCGGGAGGCUCCUUCACACGUACAGCGGACACGGAUACGAGGUGCUGGACGCGGCUGGCUCGUGUGAUAACUCGCAGCUGACCUCGUGUUCGUCGGACAAGACGGUCGCCUUGUGGGAUGUGGCCAGCGGACAUAUGCUGAGGAAAUUACGAGGACAUGCGGGGAAGGUGAGCUGUGUCCGCUUUAAUGAGGAAUCAACAGUCAUUUUGUCAGGCUCGGAGGACACGUCUGUGCGGUGCUGGGAUGUGAGGACACGCGGACAACGUCCCAUACAGACGCUGAGCGAAGCCACAGAUGGAGUCACGGGGCUGGAUGUCACCCAGGGGGACAUCAUCACGGGGUCGGUGGAUGGCCGGGUGAGGAGGUACGACCUCCGCAUGGGUCAACUUCACACAGACUUUGUGGGCAGCCCUGUGGUGUGCGUGGCGAUGACGCGAGACUCUCAGUGUUGCCUGAGCUCAGCCUUGGACUCGACAUUGAGGCUCAUGGACAAUGACACGGGGGAGCUCCUCUCAGAGUACACAGGACACGUGAGUGGACGCUAUAGCCUCGACUGCGCUCUCUCAGAGCGAGACACCCAUGUGGUGAGCGGCUCCGAGGAUGGGAAGGUCUAUUUCUGGGACCUCGUGCAGGCCUCGCUCGCUCUCACUCUCGUCGUGGGCAGUGCAGUCGUCCACUCACUCUCGUUCCACCCGAGCAGCCCCAUCCUUCUCACGGCGUCUGAGGGGACGGUGGAUGUGUGGAUGACGAAGAGCGACGAGGAGAAAGCCGAGGAGAAAGAGGGGGAAACAUAGGGGCCACUGAUCACAACUUGGACCACACUACACUUUAUACCACAACGUAUUACACCACAGAAACGACAUUGGCUUAUACUACACAACGCAGCAUACUAAACACACAACACACACUAUAUUACACAAAAUACUGAACUAAACUGUAAACUAAACUAUUUUUUAUUUUACUAGGAAGGGCCCACUGAGCUAUAUGGCUCUUUUUCAGAAGCGACCUGGCCACAAAUGGCAGCUCAACGUAGUGGCUUAUCAUGUGGAAAUUUAUUGCAGCCAAAUACUCGAAAUGUAUGUUUCUAUAUGUGGAGGGAAAACCGGAGGACCCUGGGAAAAAUCCACUGGGAGAACAUGCAAACUCCAAAUUUCCGGGCUUCAAGGUCAGGAUUAAACCCAUGACCUGUAUACGUGACAAGGGAGAUAACAUCUCACCACACAGCGUAUACACUGUACUACACAACAGACAAAUUAUAACCUACACUAUAUAUUAUACUUCACAAAAUUGGUCAACGGGUGGAGCAUUUGUACAGUGGUUUGCGAACUAUAUUCUGAACCUAGCAAGCUGAGUUAGAUUCCUGGCUUUGGCUAACAUCAGUGGCCAGUGACAUCUGAACCGAACGAGGGCUUGCACCACUACACACAUUACACCACACAACGUACAACCUACACGACACAUUAUACUUCACUGUAAAACAUUCAAAACACACUUGAACAGCAACAGCCCCCGUUUACCACGAAGCGCUUAUGCCACGUUAGGUGCACGUUGAGGUUAUGUGAAGUAUCGAAGGCUUGCUGGCAGAAGCACAACCUGUUCUCCACUGGCACACGCUCCACGCACUACACCACACUAUACACUAUUUACAUGUACAUUCGUCUUUGUCAGUCCAUUGCUGGUUGAGGUCCUCCUCAUGCCUUACAUGUCAUGGGGCAGAGGGGGGUUUAAUUGCAUCUCAUGCGCUGUUGGCUACGUAGGGUGCGAAAGAAGUUUAACAUACCAGUGUGAUAUACAUCGCAUUGGUAAAGGGAGCAUAUUAAUCCAAUGGAUUUUGCUGCACAGUCAUCUGCUGCCCACAAUAUCCCUGCAUGUUGCCGUUGAGCAAUGUACGAUAUACUUUGUUUAUACUGUGUUACACCAAACACCACGCGUUUUGAAAUAAAAGUUUUUCAUGUCA